This is a messenger RNA of Brassica napus (rape), 1480 nucleotides long. RefSeq lists its product as uncharacterized. The record is from RefSeq and is a predicted model, not a curated record. The coding region runs from base 612 to 1019 and encodes 135 amino acids. The transcript is spliced from 3 exons. NCBI's taxonomy places the organism in Eukaryota, Viridiplantae, Streptophyta, Magnoliopsida, Brassicales, Brassicaceae.
CCGUUUUAAUAGAGUUGAAAAAGCGGUGUUUGCAUCUGACUGCUCUCAACUAGUGAAGAUGGUGUAUACACCAACAGAAUGGCCGACGUUCACUACAGUUUCUACGAGGUAAGGAAUUUUUUCAUCCCUUCACUAUUCAGCAUAUUCCGAGAGCACAAAAUACAAUGGCGGACAAGCUGGUACGGGGUGCUAGAAAUCAGCCUGCUGCUAUGGUUUAUGUUGAUUUGAUUCUUCCAAAGUGGCUCUUAGAUCAGGAAUCUAUUUAGUUUCGUUAUAGCCUUUUGCCGUAAAAAAAAUAGAGUUGAAAAAGCUACAACCCAUUUUAAAAUAAACCAUUUUAGUUAUUAACCUUUAAACUAGAACCAAAAAAUUCAUUAUUUGUGUUUAAAAAUCAAUUUUAAUACUGUAAAAAAUCAACCAUUAAACAUAAUUAGCGAAAUUAAAUAAUUAUCUAUUAACAGAGCUAAAAUAGUUAAAAUCAGAGUUUUUUCUUAUCAAAUCUGAAAGUGGAGAAUUAGAAUGGUUAAUUUUCUUUAAUGAUUUUAUCAAUUUGUACUUUUUUAAAAAAAAUUUAAAAAAAUUUCUUUUCAGUUGGGGGAAAUACGCGGGAAAUGAGUUUGAUUUGGUUAAAGCUGUUGUCAACGACCAACGACGUGUUUCCCUCUAAAUGUUUUUCUCGUCUCUCUCUCUCUCUCUCUCUCUCGCCUAUAUUACAACUUCAUUCUCUUCUCUCUCCUCCCACCUCUCUCUUUCUCUGUCUCUACAUCUUGAUAUUGAAAGAAACAAUGGCUACGGAGAACAAAGGAAGGCCAUUGCCGAAGUUUGGUGAAUGGGACGUGAACAAUCCUGCAUCGGCAGAAGGAUUCACUGUCAUUUUCAGCAAAGCUAGCGACGAGAAGAAGACCAAGAAAGCAUCUGGUGCAGUCCCUAAUAGUCAGAGAAAUCAAAACUCCGAUCAAAACAACCACCAUGAUUCUCAAAAUUCAAAACCUAAGAAGAAAUGGCUUUGCUUCCGUUGAUUCCUGCCUUCUUCUGAAGAAUCCGAGGAUCAUGAAGCUGAACAAGUUAGCAGAAGAUACACACAACACAGCUUUCUUCUCCUCUGCUGAUAUUAUACAUUUUUGUUUCUUAAUUUUAUUUUGCCCACAUUUUGGCCACAAUGGAUAUAAAGAUUUGUCUCCUGGCUCCUCCUAAGAACUUGUUUUUGAUGGAAAUAUAAUUGAGGACAACAGUCCUUUUCAGACAUAAUUAAUGCUAUUGUUUCCUAUCAAUGUAACAAGACUAUAUAAAAUGGUUUCUCAAUAGCCUUCCAAUAGCUUUAAACUCCUCUACCCCAUAACAAAUUAACAUUCAAGUUCACAUAUAUGUUGUGAGCUUCGAAAAAGAUUGAUGACACCACCUGAAGAAUCUGCAGUAAAAGGAUGCUGGAAACAAGUGAGUGGAAACUACACCAGACAAUAACAGCAGGUAACAUGUGUCC